CGGCUCUUCAAUCUACAAUACAACCUUCACGUGUACACACAAAAAUAUUCACCUGAACAGUAUUAUUAAGAACAUGUGUUUUUCGUAGAAACAAAAAUAUCUAUUGUUAUGCUAAAAAAAAUUUUCCGUCCCUUUUGUUUCAUAGGUUCCGAAUUAAGUUCAAACGCAAAUAUUAAAUCUGUAUAUAAAGGCGACAAUUUUCGUUUAAAAAUCAGUUGCUUGGUCGCUUUCAGAUCUAAAACUUCAUCAAAAUGAAAUUCCUCAUCGUCGUUGGAUUCUUGGUUUGCGGAGCUUUCGCCCUGCCCCAUGAUGCCCUUUCCGGAGCUUCCGGUGUUGGUGCAGGACUGGGUGCUGGCAUCGUCACCGAUGUCGCUGCAGGAGCUGGUGGUCUUUCCAACCCCACUGAAGCUCUCGGAGGAUUGGGAGGCGGAGCUGGUGGACUAGGAGAAGGUGUUGGAGGUCUCGGAGGCGGUGCUGGAGGUCUCGGAGGCGGUGCUGGAGGUCUCGGAGGCGGUGCUGGAGGAUUAGGAGGCGGUGCUGGUGGUGUCGCUCAGGACGCACUUUCUAAAGCCACCAACGCUGCUGGUGGAGCUGGAGGUGCUGGAGGUGUUGGAGCUGAUCUUGCCGCCAAAGCUUCUGCUGGUCUGUCUGUCGAAAAAAGUCUCUUCGCUGGUUUCUAAGUUCAAUGAAAACAUCUAAAAUCCGUUUCGAGAGAAAAUCUCCCUCCAAGUUUUGAAAACGUUCAAGUAAUGAUAUUUUUUUUAGAUAAAUAAUGUUUUGUUAAAUACCUGGACUUACAUAUUGUAAUAUAUACAGAAUAUCAAUAAUUAAAAGAAAAAUAUAGCAUUCAAAUCUGUUUGUUUCCUUUAUACAUACAUAUACUAUCUUUUGCCGGCGACCCCGUUCGCGUGGAAUAGUGACUUCCUGCAGAUUUUUGG
Molecule: messenger RNA, 938 nt
Organism: Spodoptera exigua (beet armyworm)
Lineage: Eukaryota; Metazoa; Arthropoda; Insecta; Lepidoptera; Noctuidae
Source: the annotation of a GenBank genome assembly